Tachysurus fulvidraco (yellow catfish) is the source of this 6271-nucleotide messenger RNA. RefSeq names its product anoctamin 3 (gene ano3). The record is from RefSeq and is a predicted model, not a curated record. Bases 701 to 3607 code for a protein of 968 amino acids. The transcript has 28 exons. Gene Ontology annotation, molecular function: chloride channel activity; protein dimerization activity. NCBI's taxonomy places the organism in Eukaryota, Metazoa, Chordata, Actinopteri, Siluriformes, Bagridae. Gene Ontology annotation, cellular component: plasma membrane. Gene Ontology annotation, biological process: chloride transmembrane transport.
GCUCAGACAAAAUCAUAUGACGCAAAAUACGCUUCAGUGUCCCUUACAUCCGCUCUCAUUUUCUCCUGAGUCUGGUCAAAUAAAGUACACCAGGGUCGCUGUGGUGAGAAGAGAAGAGAAGACAGGACAGGACAGGACAGGACAGGACAGGACAGGAGAUGAGAGCAGGACCCCUGUCUGUGCAUCACAUGUACCGUUAAACGAGCGGAAAUCGGAGCCUGUCGCACUCAUUUGGAGUGGAUCUGGCAAACCGACUGGACUUUUCCCCAGUGCGUUUCUAUGACAACAGGCUCGGCUCGAGCGGAGUUCGGUGCGUGACGGGGUGCGCUCGGUUUGCGCAGUUCAACGCAAGGGGGAGGUGGAAACACCCACGGCAAAUACCACCAUCCUUCCUUCAGCCUGAUGUAUGCACCUUCUCUUUACGAGUGCGGACUUUUAUCUAACCUCUGGAAACUCAACGGGACGUCACUAUGGUGCAUCAUUCUGGUUCAAUACAGUCCUUCAAGCAGCAAAAGGGUGCUUAUGUAGCAGGGGUUUCCAUAAGGCUUUCCCCAGUUAGGGGAGGGAGGGGAGGAAGGGGAGACAGAACGGCAGAGAGGCAAAGACAGAGAGAGAAAGAGUCUGCAUGAGAAUAUGAGAGAAAAAUCAAUGGAGCUUUUCUCUGGAAGGUCACCAAUAGGAAAAUUCCACAAUAAAAAGCAUGCACACCAGUAUCAGUGAGAUCCUGAAGGAUAAGAGCCUGAAGCCGUCUCGUCGCAGUCUACCCUGUCUAGCUCAAAGUCAGACACAUCCUGACAACCUCAGCCACUUCCUCUCUGUGCCUCUGAAUCCGGAGCCCAAAGCAAACACAAACACCCACAGUGUCCAUGCCUCCUGUACAGACAUCACCCCUCCAUCCACAGAUGUUAGUAAUGGCCAGCAUGUAGAGGAGAUGGAGACAGCAGUGUAUGAGUCUAGAACAGACGAGUCGCUGCUCAUCCAGCAAAAGCCUGCAUCAAGAGGCAAACUGGAGGCUCGUAUGGACUCCGUACGGGGAACUAAUCCAGUAAACACCAAAGGGCUUUUGUUUCGAGAUGGUAAGAAACGAAUUGACUACAUUCUGGUGUAUAAGAAGUCCAGUCCUCAGGUUGAGAAGAGAUGCACUUUUGAGAGGAACCUGCGUGCAGAGGGACUGAUGCUGGAAAAAGAGCCCUCUUUAACCAACCAUGACAUAAUGUUUGUAAAGAUACAUGCUCCAUGGGACACACUGUGUAAAUACGCAGAGCAGAUGAACAUCAGAAUGCCUUUUAGGUACAGAAAAAAGUGCUACUUAUCAGACUGGAAAAAGAAGACGAUGGGAAGUCGAUUUCAUUUGAGGUGCCGUCAAAUAAAGACUUGGCUGCCUAGGAACCCAAUGAAGCUGGAUAAGGAGGCGUUGCCUGAUUUGGAGGAGACAGAUUGCUACACUGCCCCCUUCAGCAGGGCCAGAAUGCAUCAUUUUACCAUCAACAACCGAGAUUCCUUCUUCUCCAACUCCACACGAAGCCGAAUAGUACAUCAUGUAUUACAGCGCACAAAGUAUGAGGAUGGCAAGUCAAAGAUGGGUAUCAACCGUUUACUGGGUAAUAACACAUAUGAGGCUGCGUUUCCCCCUCAUGAGGGCAGCUACAAAAGCAGACACCCAAUAAAGACCCAUGGGGCUCAGAACCACAGACACCUGCUUUAUGAGAGAUGGGCUCGCUGGGGCAUCUGGUACAAAUACCAGCCUUUGGACCUUAUACGGCGGUACUUUGGGGAAAAGAUUGGCCUGUAUUUUGCAUGGCUGGGUUGGUACACGGGUAUGUUGAUCCCUGCAGCACUGGUUGGUCUUUUUGUCUUCCUCUAUGGCCUCUUCACCAUGGACUCCAGCCAAGUGAGUAAAGAGAUCUGUGAGGCCAACACUACCAUCAUGUGCCCCAUGUGUGAAGAGAACUGCAGCGCCUGGAAACUCAGUGACAGCUGUGUCUAUGCAAAGGUGACUCAUCUGUUUGAUAAUGGUGGAACGGUCUUCUUUGCCAUUUUCAUGGCAAUAUGGGCCACAGUCUUCCUUGAGUUCUGGAAAAGAAGAAGAGCAGAACUGACCUAUGACUGGGAUUUAAUUGACUGGGAGGAAGAAGAGUGUAAAUCCUGUGUCAUGGUGUGUUCAGAGGAACUACGGCCCCAGUUUGAAGCAAAGUACUCGCGGAAGGAGAGAGUGAACCCAAUCUCAGGCAAACCAGAACCUUUCCAGCCAUUCAGUGACAAACUCAGUCGCCUAAUGGUCUCUGUGUCUGGGAUCUUCUUUAUGAUUUCCCUGGUGCUGACAGCAGUGUUCGCUGUGGUGGUGUUCCGGCUCAUUGCCAUGGAGAAGUUUGCCUCCUUCCAGUGGGAGUUUGUAAAGAAGAACUGGCAAUUUGCCACCUCUGGAACUGGAGUCUGCAUCAACUUCAUGAUUAUCAUGUCUCUCAAUGUGGUUUACGAGAAAGUGGCCUAUCUGUUAACAAAUCUAGAACACCCACGGACCGAGUCUGAAUGGGAGAAUAGCUUUGCCCUCAAGAUGUUUCUCUUCCAGUUUGUCAACCUGAACAGCUCCACCUUCUAUAUUGCUUUCUUCUUAGGAAGGUUUGCAGGCAGACCUGGAGAUUAUAAUAAGCUGUUUAACCGCUGGAGAAUGGAGGAGUGCCAUCCUAGUGGCUGUCUGAUAGAUUUAUGCUUGCAAAUGGGAGUGAUCAUGGUGUUAAAACAGAUUUGGAAUAACUUCAUGGAGUUGGGCUACCCGCUAUUACAGAACUGGUGGUCUCGGCGGAAGAUGAGGCGAGCAGGAGAACAGAAUAAUGUGGAAAGCAAAGAGCAGCUGCCUCAAUGGGACAAAGACUGGAACCUGCAGCCCAUGAAUGCUCACGGCCUUGUGGAUGAGUAUCUAGAGAUGGUGCUCCAGUUUGGUUUCACCACCAUCUUUGUGGCAGCAUUUCCUCUGGCUCCUUUGCUGGCUCUGCUCAACAACAUCAUCGAGAUCAGACUAGAUGCCUACAAAUUUGUGACACAGUGGAGGAGACCCAUGCCAGCAAGAGCGACUGAUAUUGGAAUCUGGCAUGGGAUCCUGGAGGGUAUUGGUGUAGUGGCUGUCAUUACCAAUGCAUUUGUCAUUGCCAUCACAUCUGACUACAUUCCACGAUUUGUCUAUGCCUUCAAAUAUGGGCCCUGUGUGGACAAGGGCUACCAGCAUGAACAAUGCCUGAGAGGAUAUAUGAACAGUAGUCUGUCUGUGUUUGAUAUGGGAGAGCCAAAGAACGGAAGUCAGUAUGAAACCCGAUACUGCAGAUAUCGGGACUACAGAGCUCCCCCAUGGAGCUCCCAGCCCUAUGAAUUCACCCUUCAGUUCUGGCAUGUGCUUGCCGCCAGACUGGCCUUCAUUAUCGUUUUUGAACACCUGGUGUUUGGCAUUAAGACCUUCAUUGCUCAUCUAAUCCCAGACAUGCCUAAAGACCUAUGUGAACGCAUGCGCAGGGAGAAGUACCUCAUGCAGGAGAUGAUGUAUGAAGCAGAGCUGGAGCACCUGCAGAAGGAGAGGAAGAAAAAUGGCAAGCGUUAUCACCAUGAGUGGCCUUAGCUUUGCCUAACAGAAGGACAUAUCAUAUGCACAUUCAUGCACACAACGAGAAAUAAAUAACCAAUGCGAGAGCACAUGUGAAAACAGGCACAGAGGAUGACCGUACAGGAACUGCAAAAUCUUUGGAUUUAGUCAUGCAUGCAUAUCCAUGCUGCAGCUUUGGAUGGCUACGCUUUACUAACCCUUCAACACAUGCUUCCCACUGUGCUGUUUUCUUACUGGUUAAUCAGAUAGUGAGGCUCAAACUCUUUAAAGAACAGAAGCACUUGAGUGGGCAGCCCUGCUCUGCACCAAAUAGCUUCUUUCACAACUCUUGCCUGAGGCCUUCCCAUCAUCAUCUCUGGUUCCUCACAUUUUUUUGGCCGAAUAUCAGAGUCCUGGAUGACAUUUUGCUUUUAUCCUCUUAAACCACUCCUGCUGUCUUUUGCCUCUGCUGGCUUUGCUCCUUUCUGAAUUGUUUGUUAUUUGUUUGUUAGUUUUUCAAAAGGAAACAGGAUACAAUUGUAUUGUUUACUAUGCAGAAAAAGUGCUUUGGAGUUUGUUUUCAAUGUACACACUUUUGUCACUUUCUGUCCUUUCUCACGCUCUCUCUCUUUCUCUCUCUCUCUUUCUCUCUCUCUCUCCUCUCUCUCUCUCUCUCUCUCUCUCUCUCUCUCUCUCUCUCUCUCUCUCUCUCUCUCUCUCUCUCUCUCUCUUGUUGUUUUUCUCUUUUUCUCUGGCAGCUAAAAACCGCUAUAAACUACACUCUAUGGAAAUAUUUCUUUUACAGUGAAGUGCAGUUUGGACUUUGUGUUCAUGCUUAGCUUUUCUAAGAAUAAGGUCUGGCUUUUUCCUAUUUGCGCUUAUUAGUCUUCAUAGAAAAGUGACGUUACAGGUAAUGUGGGUACAAAUUUAUGCAAAAGUAGAGCAAAUUGAUAUAACCAUCAUGUACCGUCUGAAUAUAGCAUGCAGAUUCAACAUUCAAAAUCCCCCAAAAACGUUUGUUACUUCCAUUCUCUAAUGCUUUGUAGAUUUAUUUGAAAUUGCUUGUUGUUUUUAGUCUGUCCUUUGUCUAGCAAUAGAAUCUGUUCCAAUCUUAUUCUAAGAUGCAGACCUCUGGCAUUUACUAGUUGUGGGCUGACUGGGACUGCGUUUUUGUUCAAGGUGUGGUUUAUAUGGCUACAGCUGUACAUGAUUCAUUCAUCUAUGUGUAUCAUGAAAGGCCUGGUUCUUCCUAAAAUGGUGUAGGAAUAUUAAAGGAAUUUUUGUAGGUUUUGGUCAGGAUUAGAAGACAAGUACAUGAUUCACUCACUCACAGCAGAUCUGUAUAGAAGGCAUAAGCAGAUGUGGAACAGAAGGUAAUAUGUUUAAUAUGCAUUAUUAGCACUCAUACCAGACUCCAUGUGCCUGAUGGUAAGACUAUUCCCAGGCAUAUGUUUUUGUUUGUUGUAAGUUUUUGUUUCCAGAAAACUUACAGUCGCUGUCUCCAAGGCUAUUUUUCUCAAUUAUUGCCAUCAAUGUUAUCAUUUUUCAAUAGAAAACAAGGGUUAAUUACUUUUCUCUUCUUUGCUUUGCUUAUAAAGUACACAGUAGCUUUGUGUGCCUGUAUGUAAAUGAGUAAGAGAAAUCAAGAAAGUAAGUGUGUCUUAAAAUAUAUGCUGCUGUUACAUCUCCAUCUUGAUUUACCACAUCCCAAGAUAAUGUAUCUGUUCACCUCUGGCCAAAUUGAUAUAAUUUACCUACCUUAUAAUUCGAUAUUAAUCUGCAUUAUAAAGUUUAACUUUGCACUUUUUGCAUGGACAUAUUGUAUAAGACAUAAUCAUACAUCACUAAGAAGAAAGGAGCACUUUAAAAUCAUGGAUCGUUUCCUCGUACCUCGACAAACAGCACAUGACAGUAAGAUGACAAGAAAGCUGCUGCAGUAAAAUAUAAAGUAAGGCAAUUCCAUAUUUCACUGUUAUGAAGUAUAAUUAUUUAUUUGUUUAUUUAUUUAUUUAUGGUUGAUUAGUGAUGGCGGUCAUGCACUGAAAAAGAGUGUAGAGAUCUGUCGAUUUCAGGUGACAAACUGUUUCUGGUACCUUUGCCUAAAAUGCAGCGUGUGAUUUGUAACAUGCUAUUGUUUUGCCAUGAUGUAUUUGGUAAUCUAUGCAUGAUCUCAGCCAUGACGGCUGCAUCUGUCUGGUGUCCUAUUGAGAAACACACGUGUGUUAUGGUGCACUUUUACUGUGGAGUCUGCAUGGAGUGAAUUUCUUAGUCUAAGAUUAUCUGAUCUGUGAUCAGUUUGUUGUAUAAGUGCACAGCUGUCAAUCAUGUUCAUACUCAAUUACACCAUCUUGCACUGGAAUCGGGCUUUUCCUCAGAGUAAUGAUUUUCUUGGUAAUGAAUUAUUUCACUGCUUUAACAAACUUAUAUGAAGAAACAAUAUUGUACUUUGGUGUGUACAAAAAUAUCUAUAUCAGAUAGACUUGGCACAGGCACACAUAACAAAAAAAAAACAAACAUUAGUUUUAACACAGUAAAUAAAGCAUGAAAUAUACUUUGAGGGUCGUUAUUUAUAAUAUAUUUAUUUCAUUAGGAACAAGAGAACUUGUUAUUGUGACACAAAUUUAAUUUGAAUAAACAAAAGUGGAGAGUCAUUUACUAUCAAUUCAGGUAUUAGAUUAAAAGCAAUGGUUAUGAUGUGAU